AUGGAUGUAAGGCUAAAAGAUCGGGAAUUUUGGUACAGUCUCCAUGGUCAAGUCCCCGGAAUGCUGGAAUGGGACAUGGGGAAUGAAGUUUUCCUGCCUUGUACCACAGAUCAGUGCUCUUACGCUGAGCAGUGUCUUGUCAAAUACAAAGUUCAACUGCUAACACCACCAGCCCUGCCUCAGGAGAGGAAACCCAAUCCUGAUGAUGAUGAUGAUGAUCCUCCCACAGAACCCAGCUUGUGGAUGUGGGUGAAUCCCAACGUUGUGUACCCCGCCAACAGCAAAGAGGUUCCAAAUCCCAGUCGUAAAGUUCUGCCACGUGCACCAAUCCCAAAGAUUGAGUCUAGCUGCUUAGGGACUCAGAGGGUGUUAAAGUCCCUGUCUUUUCACCGCACUGAGCGUUGUCAGCAACAAAGGCUGCCCGUUUUAUCCACUGGCCUUGGUCUCAAAGACGAGGAGACUGAGGAACAGGGAUGCACGUCCUCCAACAAAUACACCAAGAAGCACACACUGUACCUUGAUCCACUCCUGGAUAAGGAGUCCUGGCCACGCCCUCCUCUUAACUACAGCCAUCUAGUUGCCCUAGCAUUAAAAAGCAGCCCUUCCUGUGGCCUCAAUGUGCAACAGAUCUACAAUUUUACUCGACAGCAUUUCCCCUAUUUCCGGACUGCACCAGAAGGCUGGAAAAACACCAUUCGCCACAAUCUCUGUUCCCUGACCUGCUUUGAAAAGGUGCCAGCCCCGGUUGAGGAGGAGACAGAUGGAAAACCUCGUGCUUUUCUCUGGAAACUCACUGACGAGGGACACCGCUUCUUUCAGGAGGACACCCGUGUCUUGGCCUAUGCUCGAAAGGAGAGCAUCAAGCAGUGCAUGCGCCAACCAGAACUGAUAGACCUUCUCUUUCAACUUUAA
Molecule: messenger RNA, 912 nt
Organism: Alexandromys fortis (reed vole)
Lineage: Eukaryota; Metazoa; Chordata; Mammalia; Rodentia; Cricetidae
Gene: Foxr2
Product: forkhead box R2
Exons: 1
Coding region: 1-912 (303 amino acids)
Biological process (GO): regulation of DNA-templated transcription
Cellular component (GO): nucleus
Molecular function (GO): DNA-binding transcription factor activity; sequence-specific double-stranded DNA binding
Source: RefSeq, a predicted model, not a curated record